Messenger RNA from Wallemia ichthyophaga EXF-994, 750 nucleotides. RefSeq lists its product as uncharacterized. The transcript is spliced from 2 exons. The record is from RefSeq and is a predicted model, not a curated record. The coding region runs from base 1 to 750 and encodes 249 amino acids. NCBI's taxonomy places the organism in Eukaryota, Fungi, Basidiomycota, Wallemiomycetes, Wallemiales, Wallemiaceae.
AUGUUCAAGACUCUUUUAGCAAUUGCUUCAGUCGCAGCAUUGAUUGUUGCCGCACCACUCCCAAGCCAGCCGGCUGAUCAGGUAUCACAACUCGACGACGGUUUCGGCCACAUCGAGAACAUCAUCAACCACAAGAGAACGUGGUCAACUUUUGAUGCAGUAAAUAAUCUCGGCACGUCCGAAGACUUUACUCACGCAAUGUCCGGCUUCGAGCAGCUCGACAACAAGCUUAAAACGGACAGCGCUGAGUCCUGCGUCGAGUGGACUACUGGAUUAGUCGACCAACUAAGAAUAGCAGUCAAGGGCUGCGUCGACAACAUAAACGCGUCGGACCAAAGCAACAUCCAAGCAAACGGUGACGCAAUUGCGGGGCUUUUAGCCAGCGAUCUUGGUCUCUUGGUUGAGAGGUCCGCACCAAAAUUAGAUGCACUCCUCAAGUCCAAUGUUGAUGUCGCACGUUUGGUGCAACCACUCGACGUCGAAAUCAAGGCGCUUUUGGAUUUACUCAAUGGCCUCAUCCCAGACUUUAGUGUCAGAAUUGUUACCCAAUUAAGAGCAUCAGGCUACUACGAGAUUUCAACACUUCUUUAUGCUCUUUUCCAAGGCCACGUCGGUGGUUUCUUGUCAGGACUUGUCGCUAAUGUGGGCGGUGUGCUCGGCAGUGUCCUCAACAUUCUCAGUCUCGGUGGUGGAAUUCGAAUUGGUGGUGGCUUACUUGGUGGUGGUGUCGGUAUUGGCAUUCAAUUAUAA